Messenger RNA from Sitophilus oryzae (rice weevil), 474 nucleotides. RefSeq lists its product as uncharacterized. The transcript has a single exon. The record is from RefSeq and is a predicted model, not a curated record. NCBI's taxonomy places the organism in Eukaryota, Metazoa, Arthropoda, Insecta, Coleoptera, Curculionidae. Bases 1 to 474 code for a protein of 157 amino acids.
AUGAAAUUUAAAUAUCUUGGUAUAGAGCUAUCCGGUUAUGGCGAUAUUGCAACAGAGGUAAGACAACAAACAACAAAAGCAAUGAGAGUGGCUGGAUGUCUCAACGACACCAUAUGGAAAAAUAAUCACAUAGGUGUCGAGGUCAGACAAGUAAGAAUAUACAAGGCUGUCGACAGACCCAUAAUGACCUACACAGUAGAAACCAGACCGGACACAGCAAAAACAAAAAGGUUCUUGGAAACAGGCGAAAUUAAAAUCUUCCAUAAAACACCAGGUAGAAUGCUACUAGAUAGAGAACGAAGCGAGAACAUAAGGCAAACAUGCAUGGUGGAGAACAUUAAUGAAUGGGUAUUAAACAGAAAGCGCGAAUGGAACGACCACAUCAACCGAAUGGACGAAGGAAGAAUAGUAAGCACAGCUCGAGACAAAUCACCACCAAUCGGUCUUAAAUGUCUAUUAUGCGCUUUUUCAUAG